AUGUCGUCACCUUUGACCAAUAGCGAUGAUGUUAGCAAGAGUGAGGAUUCAAAUUUUAUUAACAUGGUCUACAAUUAUGACUGGUCUUCAACUCCUCUUGGUCCUAUGGACAAUUGGGAUCCUGCUCUCAAAAAUGCUAUGAAUUUAUGUCUCAAAACUGAGUUUCCUAUGUGUAUAUUUUUCAAUCCUUCAAAUUGGAGAACAUUAUAUAAUAGAG
Molecule: messenger RNA, 217 nt
Organism: Dentiscutata heterogama
Lineage: Eukaryota; Fungi; Glomeromycota; Glomeromycetes; Diversisporales; Gigasporaceae
Source: the annotation of a GenBank genome assembly